GCGCUAAACUGGACAAGAACAAGUACUAAGGUAGUUGGCUCGUCCAGUUCCAUCAAAUCUCUAUAAGGAUUUCAAACUUUGAUUGUAUUGAUUUUUUUUAACUCGUAAGACAACAUCUAUAUUUUUCAUAUAUCUUAUGAAAAAGAGAAUAACUAACAAAUUAGGCUCCAAAACAACCUUAAAAUCAUGUUUUUGUCACUAAUAUCACUAGACCAAUAAUACUUAGUUACUCUGUUAGCAUACUACACCAAAAAUUCUGAAAAUCUACCCAACUUUUAAUUCCAAUUUAAAAGCUAACAACAUUACUAAUUUGAUCUUUGUUUUAUUUUAAAAUGGUUUAUAUUUCUAUCCUCCUCUAUCUUUUUUUUUUUUCUCCUGGAAAUAAAAACAAAGCAAAAAUUUCUUCGCUCUUUCUUGUUCUUUCUUACUUUCUGUGAUUGUGUAACUCUCUGUCCCUUUCCCUCUUCGCAAAGAGAGGGACUUGGCCCCGACCUCCCACCGUCCUCCAUUGAAACAAAGCUUAAAGCUUCCCCACAAACUUUCCUUCCCAACCAUAACAAAACCCUAAAAAAAUCUGAGCUUACCCAUUUCCUUCCUCCUCCAAACCAACGGAGGAGCAACCUCCCAAUUCCCAUGUCCAUCCAUGAUUCCGUUCCAGCUCCUUCUUCACUUCUUUCUCCUAGGGUUUCGUAUCCAAUCGCUGCUACUCGCGAAUCGUAGCUCCGAAUCUGGGCUUCUUUCUUCCCUCUAUCGUUUUGCAUCUCCUUGGUGAAGUUCGGCUCCAGGGUUUCUUAUCUGUGUUCGGUUUUUGCUUGGGUUUCUGUGAGAAUGGAGCGAUCUGCUUCGGGUAAAGAUGUUGCAUCGAGGGACUUUACUGAGUCUUCCUCCUCCGGUGUGUCUCGAUUUUGCUUCCCUUUUGUUGUUGCUUCACUCGUUUUCGUUGGAUUGGUGUUCGAAUUUGUUGGUGGGUGUUCUUGUUUGUGGUAAUGUUGGAGAGCAAUCAGUGAGUGAGGGAGAGGAGUCUGAUGAAGUUGGGGGAAGUAUGAAAAUUUCGGCAUACAAGUGGCUUCUUGAUCAGGUUACGCUUGGAAAGAUUACAGAUUUAUGAGUGACAUUGGGGCUAGGUGUAAGAACACUAGUGCUGUUUAGCACAUUAGCUCCCAGAUGUGUUAGAUCAUGUGUGCACAGCUUGUUUGUUGUCUCUAGUAAUUUAACAGGGACAUUUUUAGUUUUGGCGGUCUUUCCUUUCUUAAGUCUGCAUUGGAUGUUUGUUAUCUUCAUGAAUUUUAUGGCAUGGAUCUUCAACCAGCCUCGACAGUUCUCUAGUUGGCAUAUGAUCUAGAUUUAAUUCUUUGAACUCUUGAUGGGCAUAUAAACUUCUUUUUGGCGGUGCACAUGGGGUAUCUUAAAUACAAAUGAACUUUGAACGGCUCAGAAGUUCCAUCUGUAUUGCCUUUGAACAAAGCCGAAGUCCCAGUUCAUUUUACUCGCAUGAGCAUCUUGCCUUGAAGGUCAAAUGUAUUACUAUUGAGGUUUGAUUAAAUCUAUAUUUGGACUGUCAUUCAGGUGGGAUGUUUGAUGCAUCACAGUACGAGUUUUUUGGUCAACAUGCUGGGGAUGGAGUGGAGUUGGGUGGUCUGGAAGAUCAAAAUCCUGUCUUUGGAUCUGUCGGUGACGAAUACCGCUUGUUUGAUAGAGAUGAAGUAAGAUGUUUAUUGACAGUCAAUGACCUAUGUCAAUGUUCUUCAUGUAUAUGUGAAAGACCCUCAAGUGUUACCUUGCUGUAGUAAUGUGCAUAUCCUUCAGCUUGUCAAAUUUGUUUUCUUGAGCUGAGGGUGCAUAUUAUGCUAUUAAUAGGCUCUUUAACCAAAAUCUUCUUUUGUUUGAGUUAUUUGACCUGUGUACACUGACAUCAUAUUUCCCUUGUAGUGCUUUUUGGUCGGUUCUACUCAUGGGGAUCACUUCUUUAGUGUUGGUGUCUUUCCUCAAACUGGUUUACAGUGUCUACCAGUGCCAGUCUAGAUUUGUUAGGACCAUAAACCGGCAGUUUAAACUGUAUCAAGCCUAAGUAUGAGUACCUAUGCAAACACUGGAAAUGCCGUUACUAAGAGACUUUCUUAGCAGUUCUUAGGAGGAGGAUGUCUAGAGGUGGUUGCUUUUGUCUGCUGCAGCGUAAGAGCUGGUUUAACAAGUUCUCUGGUUCUGGUUCUGUAAGCAUAUGAUAGAAAUAUGUAAUGCUGGAAGCUUUUGAUUGUUUAUGUUGCCUUAACAAGUCACUAUCUAAUCAAUGUCUUAAUUUUCCUUCUCACAACCAUCUCUCUGAUAAGUAUUGUGCAUGUUCUUAUCUUUCUCCAGGGGGCAAGCUUAGGAUCCUUAUCUGAUAUGGAUGAUUUGGCAAGUACCUUUGCGAAGGUAACUUCCCGAACUUCCUUUUUAUUUGUUAAUUUUGCACUGUGCUUGUCUAUUGCUCUUGUGUUAUGUUGUUAAGUCUUGUGGAAUGAUGCAAUUUUUGUGUGGCUGUAUAUUGUAUUUAGUUACAUCAAGCACUUUUGGACCUGUUCUUUUGCAUAAUUGUCACUCAAUUAGUGGUUUGUUUUCCUUCCUGAUUCUUAAGAAAUGAUUUGUUUUCUGUAAAAAAAUGCAUCAGUUGCCAUUUCUGUGAUGGCAGUAGUUAUAUUAUAUGCUGUUGUUGAUGGAUGUUUGUGUUACUGUCCAGAAAAUUUGAUUCUGAGGUGUUUGGAUGGAUGGUCUGUUUUAAGUACUUAUAUCAUGCUUGCUUGUUAGGAUUUAUUACAAAACAAUAGGAGAAAGUUAUGCAAUCUACAAACAGUAUUAUGUAUGCUUGGUAUUGGCAUAUCAGCUGAUUAUUGUCGGAACAAAUUUUUUUUUGAUAGUUUAAUGUUGUUGACCUUUGCUGUCAUGGUUUUUGUUCUUUCUUGUCUUUUUACCUAACCUGAAUCUUGUUUAUUUUGCACAGUUGAAUCGAGUUGUUACUGGUCCAAGGAACCCAGGAGUGAUUGGUGAUCGGGGAUCAGGAUCAUUCUCCAGAGAAAGUGAGUGAACCUAUUUCGGGCUUAUGUUGCUACGUUUUGAUUCAUAUUCCAUUAGCAGCUCUAUAGAUUGGAAUAUCUGAUUGGUCAUGAUGUUGUACUCGGUAGUUUCCCCCACUGUUUGAAUGGAUAUAGUGCAGUAGAUGUUGGUGUAAGGAUUAGAGUAGGCGGCUGUUAUCUCUAGCUUCUAUGGACUCUAAUGCCAGGACUCUUAUCUGAAUAGUUUACAGUUACUAGAACGGUACUGGUGUCAACUCCAUGAACUUGUCCAUGGAUCUCAUGAAUAGACUCUGAAUCAUAGCUUUCAGAAAUUUGCAACUUAUCCUAGAUGGCUUUCAGUUCCUAGUGUUUACUAUGAGUCUUGAAUUUCUUCCCUGCUGUAUGUGUUCAUCAGUUUAUAAAUAUUUAAUGUGUUUUUUCUGAUGGUCCAACUUGGCCUAUUGUCGUUGAUUAUCCAUCCCUGUUCAAAAUAUCCAGGUUCAUCGAUCGCUGAAUGGGCACAAGACAGUGAAUCUUCUUCCUGGUUUGAUCAACAUGGAUAUGAUUCAGAAAGUUUUCAUGACAGCAGGAUGUCUUCUUUAUCCCUCACCCAACCUUUAUCUGCUAGGCUAUCAGAAUCAAAACCUCUGUACAGAACUUCCUCUUAUCCCCAGCAGCAACAUGGAGAAUUCAGCAACAACUGGCUAGAUCAGCAGAUAUUUGAUACAGAAACCGUUCAGGAAAACAAGAGAUGGUCAUCACAGCCAUCUAUUCAUUUCGCAGAAUCAAAACCCUUACACAGGACUUCUUCCUAUCCUCUACAGCAACACCAGCAGCAUUUCCCAAGUGAACCAGCUCCUUUUCCAAAAUCAAAUUUCACUUCUUUUCCGCCACCCGGUGGCAGAAUUGAUCAGCCACUACAACAGUACCAUAGUGUUCCUUCUCCUUCAGGGGGAUUGCAGUUGCCAUAUUCUGCUCCAAACAUGUCUCCACUAUCCAACCCCAACUUCCAUUUGGCUGGUUUACAUCCUGGGGCACACUUUGCUGGAAAUAUGUCCCAGCAGAUCACAUCUCCUGGCCUUUCUUUUAGUAACAGGCCUCAGAAGCAGUGGCUCAACCAUGGUGGCUUGCUAAACCAUGUCGACCAUUCUAGUCUUUUGCAGAGCGUCUUGCAACAACAGCUGUCUCAGCAUCAGAAUGGGCUCAUGGCUCCACAGUUGUUGUCACCCCAAAGCAGGUUGCACUCUACGGUUCAACCAUCCAUGGCUCAUUUUGCUGCACUGCAGUCUCAACUCUAUGCUUCGCAUCCAUCAGCUCAUAAAUUAAUGCUCGGUUUGGGGGAUGGUAGGGAGCACAAGCAUAAGUCACAUAGAGGGCGUCAUAAUUCUCGGUCUUCAAAUCAGGGUUCGGAUGCUGGUGGUAGUCAGAGAAGUGACAGUGGUCCAUCGAUUCAGUUCAGAUCAAAAUACAUGACAUCUGAAGAGAUUGAGAGCAUUCUGAAAAUGCAGCAUGCAGCUACUCAUGGCAACGACGCUUAUGUAGAUGAUUACUACCAUCAAGCUCGCCUCUCCAAGAAAUCUACCACAGGAGGGUCAAAGUCGAAGCAUCACUUCUGCCCAUCUCACCUGAAAGAGGUUCCUUCUCGAUCACGAAACAAUAGCAGUUCUGAACAGCAGCAGUCGUAUCAUGUGGAUGCAAUGGGGAAGAUUCCCAUACCAACUGUACGUAGGCCCCGCCCUCUCCUCGAAGCAGGCCCUGUUUCUACAGAUGGCAGUGAACAGAUAUCCGACACGCCUCUCGAGAAGGAACCAAUGCUUGCAGCUAGAGUCACAGUUGAAGAUGGGUUGGCCCUGCUUAUCGAUGUUGAUGAUAUUGAUCGGUACCUUCUGUUUAAUCAGCCGGCUGAUGGUGGUGUUCAGCUGAGGCGGCGGCGGCAGAUUCUCCUCGAGAGUUUGGCAACAGCUCUUCAACUCGUAGAUCCUCUCGGUCAGAAGAACCCUGGUAAUAAUACUUCAGCUGGCCCCGCAUCAAAGGAUGAUCUUGUGUUCUUGCGUUUAGUAGCUUUGCCCAAGGGUAGAAAACUCAUCACAAAGUUCCUUCAGCUUCUAAUCCCUGGUAGCAACCUCGUCCGAAUUGUGUGCAUGGCGGUUUUCCGACACCUCAGAUUUUUGUUUGGUUCUGUGCCCUCCGACCCGGCAGCAGCCAAGACAAGCUUGAACCUGACAAAGACAGUGUGUGCGUGCAUCAGUAGCAUGGAUCUUCAUGCACUAAGUUCUUGCCUUGUUGCAGUUGUUUGCUCAUCAGAACAGCCACCAUUUCGGCCUCUUGGCAGUCCGGCUGGUGAUGGAGCCUCGGUUGUUUUGAAAUCUAUCCUCGAGAGGGCAACUAAACUGUUAAUUGAUUCUCAGGCGGUGGCUGCCAGCUGUCAUCCGGUGGUGCCCAACUUUGCUCUCUGGCAGGCGUCCUUUGAUGAGUUCUUUGAUCUGCUGACUAAGUAUUGUUUGGCGAAGUAUGAGACUAUUCUGCAGUCAGUCUAUGCUAAAACACCAACUGGUACAGAGGAUAUUGAUGAAGAUGUACGUGGAGCGACUAAGAGGGAAAUGCCGGUUGAGCUUCUGCGUGCUUGCCUCCCCCAUACUAAUGAACACCAGAUGGAUCUAUUGAGACAUUUUGGACAGCAGCGAAAUUCUCUGACUGAACUGAGUACACAUACGGGUUCUAGCGGAAUCAUAAGUUCCGAAUCAGUCAGAAGUUAAAACUAGAUCAGUUACUUGUGAGAAUGUUCCUGUCAGGGGUAUUAUGGGCUGACAGGGAGAGUGGGGGGAAGAGCUGCUGCUACAGAAGCUCUGUUCUUGAUUAACGGUUCUAAUGUUUUGACGUUGUGGAAACUGUGUUUUGACAUUGAUUGACCUUAAUUGUCAUCAAUUGUUCAAUGUGUAUAUGCUGCGAUCAUUUGGGAAAUGGUGAUUAUCAGGGAGAUAGGAGUGAGGACACCACAAGGGGUGAACUGUACAGGGGUGGUGGAACUGGAAAUAGAUCAGUAGAAAGUUUCUGUCUUCAUAACGGAAUUAUGGGCUUCAUAUGACAGGCGGUUUUGGGGAUCCGAAGGAAGUUACUUCUCUCUUUUGAACUUUUGGAUGCUUUGGUUCUCAGGCAUGACUGAAAUAUGCUUACUGGGGCUUGGCUAUGACUCGGUACUUCCGAGUCUUGUCUUUGUAAUAAUUUAAACGAGAAGCUGUGGAAGGUGGUCAUGGAAGAUGGAAAUUUUUAGAACAGAUUUAGUAACCAUAGUUUUUAGUUUUUACUACUGUUGUCGUUUCCCCUCUAUCUCCCUCUUCUUUCAUGUUUCAUCUGUGGUUCCCUUUUGUUUCUCUUUCAUAUUUUCCUUUUUGGGUUCAUGUUAUUGGCAGGAUCAAGACAUCUCUGAGUGUAUGAAGAAUAUGGGUACACUUGUGGUGGUGGGUGCACUUUCCCCUUGUCCACUUAUGUAUUCAAGGAAAGGGGCAAGAAAGAUGCUUUAGUUCUUUUCCUUUUUCCAUCUGUUAGUGGGAGUUCAGGUAGUAGUUGAAACCUGAAAGAGCCUCAGAAGGCGAUGUGAAUCAAAUGCUCUCAAUGAUUGAGGGCCAGUGGUCUGAGUGCAUGGAUUCUGUUUUUGUCGAAUCCUUUGCAGGUUAGGAGUAUGUGGCUUGCCUUAGGUUGGUGUCGUCCUGUAUUAUGUAGAAAACAGCCAGCUGAGCCGCGCAAUGGUAACUUUUUCUCUACGGGUUGUAGUUUUGUCAAGAAGAAACGGUUGGCUUGUGUGUUCUUUUGUCGAUACUACAUAAAGUAGUUAGCUUUGCAAAUUGUUCAGGCAGGAUCAUGUCGAUGUUCGAUCCGCAGUGUACUGCUUUUUUUUAGUGAAAAGUUUGUACUGGUUCACAUUAUUCCUGUAUAUUUCUCUCUCUCUCUCUCUCUCUCUCUCUCUCAAUAAUGCUUCAAAUAGGUUUGGAUUGGAAGGAGUGAACUGGUUCUCCCCUGGAUAGUCUUUUCUUACAUAACACAUUACCCUCAACAACUGUGUAAAUAUCCAGGUAUUGUCAAUUCCUAUAUAUUGCUUAAUUGCUUGCAGCUAGAAUGCCAAGAAACUCCAAUAUCGAAGUGGUGAAUGGUGAUUCACAAACAGUCUCGGUCCCCUUUUGUUCCCUCUAGCAUUAUGCCAUGACGACAUAGUAGGACGACCUGCUUAUAUCGAUCCAGACAGAUUGAAGCAUUGUACUAGUAUGCCAAGUCGAGUUUGAAUGCGGAACUAUCAAUAGAAUAUAAUAAGACUUUUCCA
Linum trigynum is the source of this 7344-nucleotide messenger RNA. Lineage: Eukaryota; Viridiplantae; Streptophyta; Magnoliopsida; Malpighiales; Linaceae. The record is from the annotation of a GenBank genome assembly.